Micromonas pusilla CCMP1545 is the source of this 1761-nucleotide messenger RNA. RefSeq lists its product as uncharacterized. Lineage: Eukaryota; Viridiplantae; Chlorophyta; Mamiellophyceae; Mamiellales; Mamiellaceae. The record is from RefSeq and is a predicted model, not a curated record. The transcript has 2 exons. Bases 1 to 1761 code for a protein of 586 amino acids.
AUGAGCUACGGCGCGCUCUUCGCCGGCGCGCACGCCGCGGCGGAGGACGUCGAAGGAGGAGGAAACGGCGGCGGCGGCGACGGCGGCGGCGGCGACGGCGACGGCGGAGUCGAAAUUCGUCGUCGAGCGCCGCCGGCGAUCGCCGUGCCCGUGUUCCAGCGCACGUACUGCUGGAGCGACGAGCAAGUGCGCGGGUGGUGGAGCGACGCCGCGCUGCGCGAGGGGAGGACGAAGGGCUCGGGCUCGCACGCGUCGGGGAGGUGCCUGUUCAGACGCGUCCGCGGCGACGACGACGGCGACGACGACGGCGACGACGACGACGUGGGAGCGUCCACGUUGCUGUGCUUGGACGGGCAGCAGCGAUGCACGACGACGCAGCUCGCGCUCGCGGCGCUGCGCGACGCCGCGGCGACGCUGCCGGGCUCGGACCCGGCGGCGAGAGAGGUGGCGGACCGCGUCGACGCGGCGUUGUACCGCGACGCGAACGCCGCGAGAGAGUGGAUCGCGAGCGCCGCCGCCGCCGCCGCCGCCGCCGCGACGGUUGACGUUCCGUCUUCCCCCGCGCCGUCGCCGUUCCCUCCUCUCGCGGAGGGUUCGAAGCCGCCGUUCGCGACGACGCUCCUGCCGUCGUUCGUCGACCGCGCGGCGUUCUUCGAGUGCGUCGUCGCCGGCGCGGUCUCGGCGCCGGCGGCGGCGGCGGCGGCGGGACCUGCCGCGUCCUCCGUCCCGCCGCCGCAGUCCGCGGCGCUGCGAGGGACGCCCCUCGGCCGCGCGAAGCGAACGCUGGACGCGCUCGCGCGCGAGCUCCUCGCGCCGCUCGCGGGCGCGGGCGCGCGGCUCGCCGCCGCCGCGACCGCGCUGCUCGACGAGUCGCAUCUCGUGUUCAUCGAAGUCAGAGGCGACGACGUCGACCUCGCGCAGAUGUUUCAGUGGCUCCAAGAGAAGACGCUGUUCGCCGCGGGCGCGGUGUUGUGGAACCCGUCCCCGGGGGUGACGUUCGGCGCGAGCGAUCUCGCGCGGAACGCGCUCGUGUCGAGCUUCAUGUCGCGGUCUCUCCGCGCGCAGGAGGAGGCGUAUAAAGACGUGUGGUUGGAUCCGUUGCAGCGGCGGUUGAUUCGCGACGGCGGAAAAGACGGCGGCGGACGCGACGACGACGACGGCGACGACGAACGCGGCACCGAAAACGUCGGAGGCGACUCCGUCCUCCUGGACGACAUCCUUCGCGCGUUUCUCGCCGCGGAGGACGCGCGCCGGCGCGAGCGCCCGCCGCUCGCGGCGUCGUCCACAGAUGCCGCCGCCGAGGCUGCCGCGAGCGGCCGCCCGAUCGGUCCUCGACGCGCGUGCGCCGCCGAGCGCGACGUCGACGCGAUGCGAAGCUCCGACGCCGUCCCCGAGAAGCUGAAGCUCUCCGUCGGCGCCGGGUCGCCGAUGUGGACGUACGCGCGAUUCCGCUCGUACGUCGAGGAGGUCGCGUUGGGGUUGAGAGCCGCGGAGGGCGGCGGCGGCGCGGAGGGCGGCGGCGCGGGGACGAAGACGAAGACGAAGCCGAGGCUGAACGCGGGCGGGGUGAAGAAAAACUUUGACUUCACCUCUUCGGCGCCGCCGCCGCCGCCGCCGGAGGAGGAGGAGGAGGAGGAGGAGGAGGAGGAGGACGAGUACGUGCCGAUCACGGAGAGGACGUGCCGCGUCGUCGUCGACGCGGUCGUCGCGUUCGCGGAGACCCGCGGGCUGUUGCGGCCCCGAAUAGACGUAGCAGAGUGA